CUUUUCUUUUUGUUGAAAGGAGGGAAGAUUUCAUAUUUGUUUAAAGAGGGAUAGAUCGAAAGACUCCAAAACCGUAGAUCACAACCUGCCACCGGCGCAAAACAAAUCCAAAACCGUCGAUCACAACCUGCCUCCCAAGAAAAAUAAUACGUGCCAGUACUAGUAGUUAAAUGUCACUCAUCUUCGUCAUCAUGCUGAAUCUAGGUUUGCCAUCAAAAACGAAAUUCUCAGAGAGAAUACGUACAGAUUUACAUACAGAAUCAUACACAUUAAGCCGUGGUUUAUAUGCAUACACACAUAUACAGGAGGAGAGAAUUGGAGGCAUUGAUUUACGGAUUUUAACAACGAGAUAUAAGAUCGUUCGGUUGAUUCCAUGGCUGAUACAACGCAUCACUUACGGAUCUGCGUUUUUCUUCUUCUGUCAAUCCAUGGAUGCUCCUUCUACCUCCCUGGUGUCGCUCCACAGGAUUUUUACAAGGGGGAUAUCCUGAAGUUGAUAGUGCAGAGAAUUUAGGGGAAGUUCUUCGUGGUGAUCGCAUAGAAAAUUCCCCUUAUGAGUUCAAAAUGCGAGUUCCACGAAUGUGCAAUAUUGUGUGUCGCAUAAUACCAAAUGAAAGAACAUCCAGAGAAUUCAAGCAAAAAAUAGACGAUGAGUAUCAAGUCAACAUGAUCUUGGAUAAUCUACCUCUGGUUGUUCCCAUAACAAAAUCAGAACAAGAACAGGAUUCUCAUGUCCAAUAUCAUCAUGGAUAUUUUGUUGGUCACAAAGUAUGGUAUGCAGGAAUGAAGGAAGACAGGUAUUUAAUCAACAACCAUCUAACAUUCACAGUCAAGUUUCACAAAGAUCCAGAAUUCGAAUAUGCAAGAAUUGUAGGAUUUGAAGUUAAACCUUUCAGUGUUAAGCAUCAGUAUGAUGGUGAAUGGAGUGAUGAUACUCGCCUGACAACCUGCGACCCUCAUGCCAAAAAAUUGGUCGCCGGAGUCGAUCCACCACAAGAAAUUGAAGACAAAAAGGAGAUCAUCUUCACUUACGAUGUUGAAUUCCAGGAGAGUGAUGUUAAAUGGGCAUCAAGAUGGGACACAUAUCUUCUAAUGCCCGAUGAUCAAAUCCACUGGUUUUCGAUCGUGAAUUCCCUCAUGAUUGUUCUUUUCUUAUCGGGAAUGGUCGCCAUGAUCAUGUUAAGAACACUUUAUCGCGACAUCUCUAAUUACAACAAACAAGAAGAAGAAUCAAAAUUCGAACAAGAAACCGGAUGGAAGCUCCUCCACGGAGACGUUUUCCGGCCACCUGUAAACUCCGAUCUCCUCUGCGUCUACGUCGGAAGCGGAGUUCAAUUCUCCGGUAUGAUUCUCGCCGCGAUGAUCUUCGCUCUCCUCGGGUUCCUCUCACCUUCAAACCGCGGCGGUCUCAUGACGGCCCUCCUCCUCCUCUGGGUCCUCAUGGCGGUCUUCGGCGGCUACGCCACCACUCGCCUCUACAAAUCAUUCAAAAAAUCAAACUGGAAAACAAUCACUCUCAAAACCGGUGUUAUGUUCCCGGGAGUCAUCUUCGUCAUGUUCUUCAUCCUAAACGCCCUAAUUUGGGGGGAGAAAUCCUCCGGCGCCGUUCCCUUCUCCACGAUGUUCGCUUUGGUGUUCUUAUGGUUUUGCAUCUCCGUGCCACUGGUGUUCGCCGGCGGUUACAUCGGUUUCAGAAAACCGGCGAUCGAAAAUCCGGUGAAAACGAAUAAAAUCCCCCGGCAAAUCCCUGAACAACCCUGGUAUACGAGAUCCACUUUUUCGAUUCUAAUUGGUGGUGUUCUUCCAUUUGGGGCUGUUUUCAUCGAGCUUUUUUUCAUUUUGACCUCGAUCUGCUGUGUAGUGAAGAUUAUGAAUGGUGGUGGAGGUCGUAUCUGA
This is a messenger RNA of Lactuca saligna, 1896 nucleotides long. The record is from the annotation of a GenBank genome assembly. NCBI's taxonomy places the organism in Eukaryota, Viridiplantae, Streptophyta, Magnoliopsida, Asterales, Asteraceae.